Branchiostoma belcheri (Belcher's lancelet) is the source of this 2622-nucleotide messenger RNA. Its product is annotated as synaptotagmin-12-like. Lineage: Eukaryota; Metazoa; Chordata; Leptocardii; Amphioxiformes; Branchiostomatidae. The coding region runs from base 42 to 1502 and encodes 486 amino acids. The transcript has 10 exons. Gene Ontology annotation, biological process: regulation of dopamine secretion; calcium-ion regulated exocytosis; regulation of calcium ion-dependent exocytosis. Gene Ontology annotation, molecular function: calcium-dependent phospholipid binding; SNARE binding; clathrin binding. Gene Ontology annotation, cellular component: membrane. The record is from RefSeq and is a predicted model, not a curated record.
UCACAACAGACAGUGGACUCCGCCACGGCACCAUCAUAACAAUGGCGGUGCCGGGAUGGGAGGUGAUCGUGGUGGCUGCUGGGAUAGGUGUCCUGGCGCUGACGCUGUUCUUGUUCCUGUUCCGGACGUACCUGCAGUCCCCGGAUGAUGACGCCUCCAGCGAGAUCACCGAGACACCAGACGUCAUCACACCUGGACAGCGCAUGCGCGAGGAGGAGCCUGAGCAGGUUCUGGUGAAACAGGAGGCGUCUGCACUCCCCCUCGACCCUGCCACGGUGCAGUAUGUGCAGCCAUACAUCGAGGAAUUCAAGUCACCCGUGGAAGAGCAGCCGACCGGAGCCCUCCCCCGCCAGGACACCGAGCAAACCGAGUACGAAUCGGUGAAGGGCGAUGACAUCACCUCGGAUCCCGGCGACGAGAGCACGCAUAAUGAUGACGUAGGAGAGGGGUACGCAAGUGCUCCCGAAGAGGUACUGGAGCGAGAGGAGCGUGAACAGGCCAGCCCCUGCAGGGAACGGGACAGCCCAACCCGGGAAAGAGACAGCCCAACCCGGGAACGAGACAGCCCAACCCGGGAACGAGAGAGUCCAACCCGGGACCGAGAGAGUCCUCUGCUUGAAAGAUCUGCCUCGAUUGAGACGAUCAGCUCAGACUGCUCUGUGUUUGAGUCUCUGGUGGCGGAGCUGCUCCCAGGCAUGGGCCAGUUGGAGUUCACGCUGGAGUACGACGCUGCCCGUCAGCAGCUCCUGGUCACCGUCAUACAGGCACAGGACCUGGCCAUACAGGACUACCAAGGGCCUAUUGACAGCUUUGUCAAGAUCUUCCUGCACCCCAACAACGAGCCUGCCGCUCAGUCCAAGGUGUACCGUAAGAGUCCCAACCCGGUGUUUAACGAGCGGUUCAUCUUCCACGUGCGUGAGGAUGACCUGGACUCCCGGAUCCUGCAGUUCUGUGUGUACGCCUACGACAAGUUCUCCCGACAGAGGCCGAUUGGGGAGGCGGAGCUGAAGCUGUGUGAUGUUGAUGUCCGCCUGCAGCCCUUCUCCACCUGGUGCAGCCUGCAGGACAUCAACCAGAAACCGGCGGAAUUCGGCGACAUCCUCUUUUCCAUCAGCUACCUGCCUACCGCAGAACGGCUAACUGUCGUGAUCGUCAAGUGUCGUAAUCUGGUCUGGGUGGAUGAGAAGGACGAUGCAGACCCCUUUGUCAAGGUAUACCUGCUGCAGAACGGCAAGAAGAUCAGUAAGAAGAAGACGUCGGUCAAGAGAAGCGAGCGAUGUCCCAUCUACAACGAGGCCAUGAUCUUUAACGUUCCUGCAAAUGCACUGCAGACGAUCAGCCUCCGUAUCACCGUCUCGGAGCACACUCUGGAAGGGAAGACUCCCAGCAUCGGUCACGUGAUAGUGGGUCCAGCCUCGUCAGGUCUCGCGUUAUCGCACUGGAACCAGAUGAUGACGUCACUAAGAAAGCCCGUUGCCAUGUGGCAUCCGCUCAGAAAAUGAUGACGUCAUUGAGCGCAUCGUAAGGCAAAGGUUUUAAGCUCCAGUUUAAUGUCAUCUUAUCCGGAUUUGUGCGAUGUAACGUUACGGUGUCGUCGGAAACCGACCAUUACGUGAUUUUUGAGCGGAAUAUUCGUCAUCAAUCGUUGUGCCCGUAAACGUGUUACGUCACUUAAACUUGCCGUGUUACGUCACUGAAACUUGCCGUGGACGUCACCAAACUUGCCGUGUACGUCAUCAAAUUGCCCGGAUGCUGCGCCUUCGUGAACGUUCCCAGACGUAGUUAUAACCGGACUUAACGUGAACGUCAGAACUGUGUACGUGAACUGAUGACGUGGGCAUCACGCACGAGUUUUUUGAUGUGACGUCCCCACUUCUUGUGCACAAGUGAAUGUGACAUGCGCACCUCAUAGCACUCCAGAGAAUCACAAAGUGCAAUGCUGCAAUAGAGUACUUAGUAGUACAUAAAGAAAUGUUUAUUCCUGGUUUUCUUGUCUCUGUGCUCUAUAGAUGUAUCAAGGUAACGUCAUUUGUAAAUAGUUCGUCAAAGUUCAUGAAAAAAGCACAAGAUCUUGGAAUUAACACAGUAUGAAACUUUUCAAAGAAAUGGUAAUAAUGAUAUCUUAAGAAAUACUCCUCAUCAUAGUUUUAAACAUAUUCCAUAGGACUUUCUAGCGUGCAAUGUUACCUUACUUUAUCCCAUAUGUUUUCAAUUGCAAGGAAAUAAUCACAAGGUAAAUUUUUUUUUAAAAACCCGUGUUUAGUUUUAAUGCCAUUGGUAUGACACAGACUAACAUGCCAUGACCAACAUAAUUUAGAAGUUACCAAGAUGUCCUAUUCUUUGUAACAAUAUUUUAUCAAAACUUCCAACACUUAUAGAUAAAAUAAAUCAUUCAACAUGUUCGUACAUAGGCGGAAACUUCUUAACAUCAAUGCUUACAUACACCAAUGGCGUCAUUCUAAGGUUAUAUAGACUUCGACACUCUGAAGAAAUGUUCUAACAUACUAACUAUACUUCUAACUGAACGGAGGUCUCCAAUUCCUUUCAUAACAUUGGGGUGCAAAACAUGUGAAUAGAGGAACGUCAAGUACAGUCAGCGACGUAUAUUUUCUGAAAAAAAAA